Messenger RNA from Rubroshorea leprosula, 416 nucleotides. The record is from the annotation of a GenBank genome assembly. Lineage: Eukaryota; Viridiplantae; Streptophyta; Magnoliopsida; Malvales; Dipterocarpaceae.
CCGUUUUACUCAGUUUCAGGCAAUUUCUUUCAGCGCUUUCUGGAAAUUCCAGACAUAUUGGGUUUGAAUCAUCUCCAUUCCUCUGUGCUGUAAUGACGCUCCCUACAAGUUGCUUGGCCCAGGCUUCGGCACUCGGAAAAUCCAGUUUCUUAACCAAGAAAUCAUCGUCUCUGGGGUAUAUGAAGGGUGUUCCGAGAGGAUUUGGCUUGAAAUCUACCCACUUCAAGGCAUCUGCAAUGGCAGUUUACAAUUUGAAGUUGAUUGGACCGAAUGGGGAAGAGAAUGAGUUUGAGGCACCUGAUGAUACUUAUAUUCUUGUACAAUUUUACUCAAUUGUACCCAAGCAAAACUUAGCAAAUGUAAAAGAUAUUAUGCAUUGAUAUCCGAACACCUAAUACUAAAUCAGGAUGUCUGGC